This is a messenger RNA of Sciurus carolinensis (gray squirrel), 5945 nucleotides long. It is a transcript of the gene Tent5b, whose product is annotated as terminal nucleotidyltransferase 5B. The record is from RefSeq and is a predicted model, not a curated record. Gene Ontology annotation, biological process: mRNA stabilization. The transcript has 2 exons. The coding region runs from base 166 to 1446 and encodes 426 amino acids. NCBI's taxonomy places the organism in Eukaryota, Metazoa, Chordata, Mammalia, Rodentia, Sciuridae. Gene Ontology annotation, molecular function: RNA binding; poly(A) RNA polymerase activity.
UCGGUUAGUCGUCGCCUUCCGAGGUGUGCCCUGGGUUUGCCUCGCGGUCGCUGCCGCCCCGUCCCUGCAUCCCCGCCCCAGUCUUGGCCCCAGCCCAGCGCUCUCCCUGCCCUCCUCCCCUUGACCACCCCCCGGUUUCUGCCGUCGGGGCCCGGGGCCGGGCGAAUGAUGCCGUCGGAGAGCGGAGCUGAGCGCCUGGAGGGGGCGGCUGCGCAGGUGGGGACGGCCGCGGCUUCGGCAGUGGCCACGGCUGCCCCGGCAGGCGGCGGCCCCGACCCGGAGGCCUCAUCAACCUCCCCCAGGCACCUGAGCAGGCUGACCUGGCCACAGGUGAAGCGGCUGGACGCGCUCCUGAGCGAGCCGAUUCCCAUUCACGGGCGCGGCAACUUCCCCACGCUGAGCGUGCAGCCCCGGCAGAUCGUGCAGGUGGUCCGCAGCAGCCUAGAGGAACAAGGACUUCACGUGCACAGUGUGAGGCUGCACGGCUCAGCCGCCAGCCACGUGCUACAUCCUGAAAGUGGCCUGGGCUACAAGGACCUGGACCUGGUGUUCAGGGUGGACCUGCGCAGCGAGGCCUCCUUCCAGCUGACCAAGGCAGUGGUGCUGGCCUGCCUGUUGGACUUCCUGCCGGCCGGCGUGAGCCGCGCCAAAAUCACACCACUGACACUCAAGGAAGCGUAUGUGCAGAAGCUGGUGAAAGUGUGCACAGACACAGACCGCUGGAGCCUUAUCUCGCUGUCCAACAAGAGUGGCAAGAACGUGGAGCUCAAGUUCGUGGACUCUGUGAGGCGACAGUUUGAGUUCAGUGUUGACUCCUUCCAGAUCGUCCUAGACUCCCUCCUGCUCUUUGGCCAGUGCUCAUCCACACCCAUGUCUGAGGCCUUCCACCCCACGGUGACAGGUGAGAGUCUGUAUGGGGACUUUGCAGAGGCCCUGGAGCACCUGCGGCAUCGUGUCAUUGCCACACGCAGCCCGGAGGAGAUCCGUGGCGGCGGCCUCCUCAAGUACUGUCACCUCCUGGUGCGUGGUUUCCGGCCACGGCCCAGCACUGAUGUGCGUGCCCUACAACGGUACAUGUGCUCCCGCUUCUUCAUCGACUUUCCCGACCUGGCAGAGCAGCAGCGCACUCUGGAGCGCUACCUGGAGGCUCACUUUGGCGGGGCCGAUGCAGUCCGCCGCUACGCCUGCUUGGUGACCCUGCACCAGGUGGUCAACGAGAGCACCGUGUGCCUCAUGAACCAUGAGCGCCGCCAGACACUGGACCUCAUUGCCACACUGGCACUCAAGGCACUGGCUGAGCAGGGCCCAGCUGCCGCUGCCGCUCUGGCCUGGCGCCCUCCAGGCCCUGAUGGGAUUGUGCCAGCCACUGUCAAUUACUACGUGACCCCUGUGCAGCCUCUGCUGGCUCGAGCCCACUCCUAUCCCACCUGGCUGCCUUGUAACUGACUAUAACCCUGACCAGAAGGGACUGGGCCUCAUGGGCUGGGGUGGGGUCACCAGUAAUAUGUAGAGGAAAUGACCAGAGACAGGCAGGCUGUGCCAACCGGCCCAGCACUGCUGCAGGGCUGGGCCUUCAAUUGGACACACCAGACUUCCCUGAAGGAGGCCUCCGUGGGCUUCAGGCCACACCAGGUUCUUAGCAGGAGGUUACUGCACCACACUUUGGGACCAGCAUGAUUGUGGGGUGCAGGAGCUACUUGUCUUGAGGGUCAAUUGCCUUAAAGCAAGUGUAGGUGGUAGCCUCAAUGCUCAGCACCCUGGGUUUAUUUCCAUGGUCUAGAAAGGAUCUUUUUGACUAGGGCCAGCCAGCCCACAGACUGGUGUGUGAUGGGGGUGACUCACUUUGGAUCAGGCUGGACCACUAGAGUCUGGGUGGUACAACCUGGCUAAUCACUAGGGGGAGGGAAACUGAGGCAUAAGGCAGAUACCUGGGUUUGGGGAGGGAGGGUUUGGCCCAACCUCCUGAAACCCAUACCCCAAGCUGUGAAGCCUUCCUCUUGAGGGGUGGGGUGUAUAGUGGGCCAGAAGUGAGCAGCCAGAGGAUGUAGCCCAGGCCCCUCCCAGUGUAUCCUCCCUUCCCUUAUGUGGUGAGAAACCCUGCUUGCCUGGGAGCAUGUCCUUUGGAGCAUGCUGGGCCAAAGUUUUCACAGUCGAGUCCCCUGGCUUGGUUAGAGGACUCUUACCUGGUGGGGGAGCCCUAUCCUCACCUCCUUUUCCACUCCUCUGGAUUAGUUGCUAUUUUGCACUCUUACCACCUGCCAAUAAAAAUUGUCUACACCGAGCCUUGGGAGAAGGAUCCUCCCAGUCUGAGUCUGGCUUCUCUCCCAGGAGGGGAGGUGGGGCCGAGUCUGGGUGGGGCAGCAGGAUGACCCCGCCCUCCCUUCUGCACCAGCCCCAGCCUGACAGCUGUCUACCAAAAGCUUGUGUCUCCCUCGUGUCCUGCACCUGCAUGUUGCUGCAGUGAGUCUAGGAUUCUCUCACUAAAGAUGAAAUGUUUCAAUUGCCCCAGGUUUCCUACCUGGGGUUCUAGGAGCCCCAGACCUGGCCUCAUACUUCAGUGCCCAGGCUGCUUAAUUCCAGCUCUGCCCAGAGCAGGUGGGGAAUGAAGGAUGCUCCAGUAAUGGCAGCUGAGGCUGGGAAACUAUUCUAGAGUCCCCUAGAGCCCAGGUAGGGCCCACCAUCUGGGAGAGGCUCCCUCAAUCCCCCAGCUUCCUCUCCAACUCCAUAUGCUCUGAACAACAUGUCCCCUGGAUGGGCAGGGUCUCUCCUUUCUGAACCCAGCUGGGGCCAAGCCAGGUUGUCUGGGGGAGCUGUUCCCUCAGGGCAUCAGCCACUCACCCCUGGACGCUGCCCACUGUUUACCUCGUCUCUUUGAUCCAGGGAUUGCAAAGCCCUUAACAUAUUUAGCCUCAUUAGGAGCCUCUGAAGUGGUGACUUUGAUGGUUCCAGCCAGGGUGGGGAAAACAAGGUCACAGAGGAGGCCUUGGGUCAUCAAGGUGAGUUCAGCCACCUCACCUGCUCUGUGGGUUCCUGCUGGGUGCCCUAGCCCCUUCUGCUGGGCUCUAAGAGGCUGGCAGGCAAUCAGAAAGGCUUUCCUGGCUUGAUGACUGCAGUUCCCCAUGCCCAUCCCAGCCAAGCUCAUCCAGCUAAGAUCCUGGGAGGGACGAAGUUUGUCCCACCUCCCAAUUUGACCAUUUGAGGUUAGGCAUGAAGGGGACGCAGUGUAAACAGCAGGUUCAGCUUUUGGGAGUGGGGUUCACCUGGAGGUAUGUGUUUUAGGAAGUGAGAAAAUCAGAACCCACAUGGCACAUGUGUGUACGCACUGCAUCCAGCCUGCAUGUGCCAGUUGCUGUUCCCAGCGUUGGGAAUACAUCAGACGAGACAGACACCCCCGCCUUUGUGGAAAUACAGUCUAGUGAGGUAGACAAAUCCUAUGGUCUUAGGAGGUCAGGGGUGCAUACAAAUAUAUAUAGCAAAGUAAGGGAUCGGAAGUGCUGGGGUUUGCAAAUUCUAGAACACCAAGGUGCACCUCAUUGAAAAAAAUGACAUUGGUUGGAGCAAAGCCAUGAGGCUGCCUGGGGGAGUGUUCCAGGCAGAGGGAACUUGUGGGUGCACACGUGCCUGCGCAGGCGCGUCUAAAGGAGGCAUAUGAGCCUGAGGGUAUCUGGCUGGCCCCAGGCAGCAGGUGUGCUCACUGGUGCCCAUGUGCCUGCAUGCACAGGCUUAGGGAGCCAGGGUGUGUGAGACAGGAGUCCACAGGAACAGCUGCCACCUGGCCUGCACUUCACUCCAGGCCAGGCACCAGGCCAGGCACCAGGCCAGGCACUAGACUUGGACCUUCCCGAUCAUUCUCAUUCAUCCUUGUAACAACUCCACAAGAGAAGAGCCAGUAUUUCUACUUUACAGAUGAGAAAACUGAGGUCAACCAGGUCUGUCUGACUCCUGUUCCUACACUGUGAUUUCAUGCGGAUGAUCAUGACAGUGUCUCCUGUACAUAUAUGUGACGGCGUGUUUGACAUUACUGUGACAUUUGUCAUUUUCUUAAGUAUGACUGGCAUAGUAGUGUGCCAAGAUGUACAUUUUCUUGAUGUGCAUGUGACACCAACCAUGGAUUGCGGUGACUGUCCUGGACCCACCGUGGCAACAGCAUGCCUGUGGGUGUGUUUGGGAGUGGUGCAGCGUUUCCGGGUUUGAGAAAAACACUGACUCACUGGCUGAAUUAUUUCUUUGUGGACAAUUCCUACAGCCACCUAAGAUGUCAGGACAGGUGGGAGUCAGGAACUGGGAGUCAAAGCCAGUGAGGAGUUGAGGAAGGCCUGUCCCACCGCCUUCCAACCUCUCUGGAGCAACGACCCACCCAGGCUUUCCAGAGGGAAGAAACAGUGCUUUGGUUUGGGGGAGGCUGAUAAGUUGGCCCCUCCAGAUCCACCCUCCACCCUCUCAGGCCUAUGCCCUGGGGAGGCUGCCAUCUACCAAGGCAUCAGUGGCUCCCUUGUUCCCUGGCUUCCUGAUGCUUGACAGUGAGAGGCCCUGAGGAGACAGGAAGGAGGAAAAGCUUAUUCUUCCGGCUCCCUCCCCACCAGGCUGUCAUGUUGCUGCAGCAGCCCUCUCUUCCACAGUUGCCGCCCCUGCCCCUUCAGGUCCAGGCGCCUGAAGUCUUCCCACUGUGGAGUUCCAAGAGAUACACCACCCCUGGCUAAUUUCUUUUCCUUCACUGUUUAUUUCCUAUGCUGAGGAUCGAACUCAGGGCCUCGUGCGUGCUAGGCAAGGACUCUACCACGGAGCUACAGUUAGUUUAUUUGUUAGUUUCUUAACUAAUAAGCCCAGCCCCCACUGGUGGAAAAAGUCCCUUGUUAAAACUUCCAAGUUUGUGCCUUGUCUCUUCCAGGGACCCUGCCAGACAAGCAGGUCUAGUCAGUCACUAACCCCCACAGGCUGUCACGCUGCCAUGUUUUUACAAAUGGGCACGACCUCCCCGCCAUCACACAAUCUCACGUGUUCCCGUCCCCGAGUUUCCGCAUCUGAUCUUUGAGGAGACUUCUUGGGGAGGGUCAACUGUGAGCCAGGUCAAGGGAGGUAUCAGACUCUGCAAACCAGUUGACAGGCACAGACUGCCAAACUAAACAGAAGCUGCUCAAGGGACUGUCAACUGAAAGAGUGGUGACACACACAAAGGAAAGGCAGCAAGGACACUUGCAAAGUGGACCUCAAAACCACAUGCCUUGGCCUCAGAUUAUUGAAAUUUAUUCUUCCUGAAUGUAUCUGUCAGGGGACUGAUUCCAUAUACAUUUGCUUUGCAGAAGUUAACAAGUUCUGGGUUGUGUGUGAAUAUAUGCGCCCCUUCCCUCUUUAGUAGGAUACUUGAAUAAAUGUAUUUUCUUGUAUUUAAAACAUUGCUUUGGGAGUUUCAUGUUGCCACUACCUCUUCCAGAGAAGGGGUGUGUCCCUUGGAGGCAGCAGUUGAUUGUCUUAAGGGGCCCCAGGCACACCCUCAUAUGGGGAGAACAAGGACAGUGGGCAGGGAAACAGGCAUUUCUCAGACCAGUGUUUUCCCUCAAACAGGCCUCCUAGUGCCAUCAGACUCGGAAGCAACUGACAUCUUCCAGAUGGGGACUCCAGCUGUGCUGUGAUGACUCUACCUUUAAGAGAAGUCCAUUUCAUUGUUUCAUUGAAAAUGUUUGCUAAACUCUCAAACAGUCUGAUUGCAUCUCAGGGCCCUGUGGUAACAUCAUCAAUCAUACAGUAAGCAGAGUCAAAUGUGGUGCAUGUAGAGAAAUUCAUAUUCUGGACAAUUCCCCAGAACCCAGCCCCUUGCCAUGGUGAAGCGACAGCUCCAGACAGAGGGGCGUCGGGGUCAGGUAUGGCCAAUUUUCAAAGUCGUCCGGAAGGUGUCCAGGGAAGGAGCAGAAUCCAGGAGUUCAGAUCCACAGAGUGGAGCUCUAAGG